This is a messenger RNA of Camelina sativa (false flax), 645 nucleotides long. RefSeq names its product ubiquitin-fold modifier 1. The record is from RefSeq and is a predicted model, not a curated record. Gene Ontology annotation, biological process: protein K69-linked ufmylation. Gene Ontology annotation, cellular component: cytoplasm; nucleus. NCBI's taxonomy places the organism in Eukaryota, Viridiplantae, Streptophyta, Magnoliopsida, Brassicales, Brassicaceae.
CCUUUUGGGUGUAUUGCGCGUCAUCGAAACGCGAGGAAAUCGAAGAAACGCGAAUCGCCGUGCUAAUCUGAUCUCCUCCCUCGUCGGGAAAAAAUGGCUACUGGUGGAAAAGUCUCCUUCAAAGUCACUCUGACUUCAGAUCCUAAGCUUCCUUUCAAAGUUUUCAGUGUACCGGAGGGAGCUCCGUUCACGGCGGUUCUGAAAUUCGCAGCAGAGGAGUUCAAGGUUCCUCCACAAACCAGCGCCAUCAUCACUAAUGAUGGGAUCGGGAUCAACCCUCAGCAGAGUGCAGGAAACGUGUUCCUGAAGCAUGGGUCUGAACUAAGACUGAUCCCGCGUGAUAGAGUUGGAGCUGCGUUUGUGAUCAUGGGGAUCCAUGAAGGUUGAAGCAAUCAGUAACUCUCUGUUUCCUUACCUUUAAAAAACAUAUAAUAACCAACAUCUUUGGAUUACAUCCUUCUUUGAAUAAAUAAUGUGUAAUGCGCUUAUACACCCUCUUAGGGAUUAAGUGAACUGGAUUUUGGUCAAGUUUUAGAUAAUGUUGUACUAAAAAGAGCUUGAAUUGGUCUCUUACCAUCUUGAAGCACUAAGCUUCGUUCUAAUUAAGCUAUAUGAUCAAGCCAGUAAGAUGAGUGUUUGCGUUUA